Molecule: messenger RNA, 1538 nt
Organism: Poecilia reticulata (guppy)
Lineage: Eukaryota; Metazoa; Chordata; Actinopteri; Cyprinodontiformes; Poeciliidae
Source: RefSeq, a predicted model, not a curated record
UAUUGAAAGAGAUGGUUGAUCAGUUCAGAGGUGAAGCUCAGCAGGAAGCCAGCAGCAGCUCAGAGCAACAAGCUGCCAAACCAGGAGAAGUUCCCUGUGACGUCUGCACUGGACCCAAACUGAAGGCCCUGAAGUCCUGCAUGGUGUGUCUGGCCUCCUACUGCCAGACUCACCUGGAGCCUCACCUGACCGCUCCACGUCUGAAGAAACAUCAGCUGAUGGAGCCAGUGGAGAACCUGGAGGACAGGAUGUGUCUGCAGCACGAUAGACCUCUGGAUCUGUUCUGUAGGACCGACCAGACAUGCGUCUGCUCACUCUGUCCUGUUUUAGACCACAAGAACCAUGAGUUUGUUCCUCUGAUAGAAGAAUCUGAAGGAAAGAAGGCAGAGCUGAGGAAGACAGAGGCUCAAGUUCAGGAGAUGAUCCAGGAGAGACGACUGAAGAUCCAGGAGAUCAGAGAGUCGGUGAAGAUCAGUAGAGAUGCUGCAGACAGAGAGAAAGCUGGAGGUGUUCAGGUCUUCACGGCUCUGAWGGAGUCUGCUGAGAGAGGCCUGAAGGAGCUCAUCAAGGAGAUCCAAGACAAACAGGAAGCUACAGAGAAACAGGCUGAAGGCUUCAUCAGAGAUCUGGAGCAGGAGAUCUCUGAGCUGAAGAAGAGGAGCUCUGAGGUGAAGCAGCUCUCACAGGAUGAAGAUCCCCUCCACCUCCUCCAAAGCUUCUCCUCCCUGAAAGMUGCUCCACCCACCAAGACCUGGACAGAGGUCAGAGUUCAUCCACCAGCAUAUGAGGGGACUGUGGAGAAAGCUCUGGCUCAGCUGGAGGAGAAGAACCAAGUGAUGAUCAAGAAGUUGAUGGCGAUGAAGAGGGUCCAGCAGUUUGCUGUUGAUGUGACUCUGGAUCCUGAUACGGCUAAUCCUAACCUCAUCCUGUCUGAUGAUGGAAAACAAGUGAAACAUGGAGAUGUGAUGAAAAAUCUUCCAUACAAGCCAGAGAGAUUUGAUCAGUGUCCAUGUGUUUUAGGUCAGCAGAGUUUCUCUUCAGGCAGAUUUUACUUUGAGGUUCAGGUUAAAGGAAAGACUGACUGGGAUUUAGGAGUGGCCACAGAAUCCAUCAACAGGAAGGGAAAAAUCGCAGCAAGUCCUGAGAACGGUUUCUGGACUGUUGUGUUGAGAAAAAGAUAUGAGUAUAAAGCUUGUGCAGGACCUUCAGUCCAUCUCUCUCUGUACCCUUGUCCUCAGAAGGUCGGGGUGUUUGUGGAUUAUGAGGAGGGUCUGGUCUCCUUUUAUGAUGUAGAUGCUGCAGCUCUGAUCUACUCCUUUACUGGCUGCUGCUUCAAGGAGAAACUCUACCCGUACUUUGGUCCCUGCCUAAAUGAUGGAGGUAAAAACUCUGCUCCUCUGAUCAUCUGUCCUGUUAAUUGGGCUGAUCGUUGAUCUGAGUAACUCUGCAGGUGAAGUCCUAUUAGUGGAGAGGAGAGCUUGGAAACGUCCUCAGCAGAUAUUUCUAGCUUCUGAUUGAUUAAAUGAUAAGAAAACAGU